GCCUCCCCCUCUCUCCCUAUUUAUUCCAAAACCUUCUCCCCAUCCCCCUCUCUGAGGAAGGGCUUAGGCCUGAAAUGUCAGCUUUUGUGCUCCUGAGAUGCUGCUUGGCCUGCUGUGUUCAUCCAGCUCCACACUUUGUUAUCACGCAUCAUAUUCCCGAUUUAAUUCGCUCGCAAGCGGAUAUCGCAUUCCGCUGCAAAGCACCGAUUCUCGCCCGUUGCUGUCGGCUCACACUGCACCGGCAGCGCAAGUUUGCCCGUUUUUAUAUCCCUAAUGGGACCAACCACACCGAAAGUGAGGGUUAAUUUCUGCGCACAAACGCGAGUGAGAGAGUUCGAGGGACAACACGGUGUGGAGCUGCAGGCUAGGCAGCAACAGGGAAACAGGAAAAGCUGACGUUUCAGGUUGUUUUGUUUCUCUCUGGAAAAGGGUCUAAACCCUGCUCCCUCUGAUGCUCUUGGCCUGCCGUGUUCCUCCAGCUCCACACCUUGUGAUCUCAGAUUCUGCAACUUGUGCAGUUCUCACUAUCUCUAAAAGUUGAGAGCCUGGCAGAGUGCCCAGCUCGGAGCUAAUAUCCCAGCCCGGCUUUUUUUUUUGAAUUCCAGCAAAGGUCGAACAGCAGCAGCAAGAAGAGACACACGCACACAGAGAGACAGAGCGAGCUGUGGCACUAUGUCCGCGCCGCUGUACCGGCUCCUCACCGCCAAGCGGCUGCCCCCGCCCGCAAUUCGCGCUUUCGGCUACAAAUCCACCGCGAGGGCGUCGGUAGAGGAGCGAGAGGGUUUGAAAACCAUAGAGGAUCUCCCUGGGAGUGGCCUGCUGUCCACCUUCUACUGGCAUUUCAUCAAAGGAUACCACCAGAAAGCCCACGAGUUUCAGAUUGUGCAGAAGAAGAUGUUUGGUCCCAUCUGGAAGACUAAGUUCGGCCCCAUCACUGUCAUCAAUGUGGCCACUGCCAAUUUGAUUGAGCAGGUUUUGCGACAGGAGGGUAAAUACCCAGUGCGGUCCCAAAUGCCGCACUGGCGAGAGUACAGAGAGUUGAGAGGGAAAGCUUAUGGACCGCUUUGUGAGUACGGAGAGAAAUGGCAUCACAUGCGGAGUAUUUUGAAUCCCAAGAUGCUGAAACCAAAAGAAGUGUCUACCUAUUCUCCGGCCAUCAAUGAGGUGGUAACUGACUUUGUGAAGAGGGUUCAAUGGGUGAGAGAAAACCACGGCCAAGGGGUGAUGUUGAACGAUGUGUCUGGCGAGCUGUACAAAUUCGCAUUUGAAGCGAUCUGCACAAUACUGUUUGAAACGAGAAUGGGGUGCCUGGAAGAACAUGUUCCCGAGGAAACGGAUAAAUUCAUCAAGGCCGUGUUUGAAAUGUUCCACUUCUCUUCCAUUGUUAUCUUCUUUCCGAAAUCUUUGUGGCCCUAUUUAUCGCUGUGGAAACAGUUUGUAGCAGCGUGGGACUACAUCUUUUACAUCACUGAGAAGCUUGUCGACAAGAAGAUGAGCGAGAUGCAGGAGCACGUUGAGAAGGGCUAUCCAGUAGACGGAGAGUACCUCACAUAUCUACUAGCCAAUACCAAGAUGACUCCUCUCGAAAUAUAUGGCAGCCUGUGUGAGCUCCUGUUAGCUGCAGUGGACACCACCUCCAACACGACUGCUUGGAUCCUGUACAAUCUGGCUCGGGAUCCCUCCAUUCAACAGCAGCUCUAUGAAGAAGUGACCAGUGUUUGCCCCGGAGACCAAAUCCCGGAAGCGAAAGAUUUUGCCAACAUGCCAUUCUUGAAGGCAGUGGCCAAAGAGACUCUUCGGAUGUAUCCUGUUGUACCCGGUAAUAGUCGGGUUGCUGUGGACAAAGAAGUGGUGGCUGGAGGAUAUUACUUCCCUAAAAACACCCUCUUCCACCUGUGCCACUACGCCGUUUCUCAGGAAGACAGCGAGUUCAGUCAGUCGAGGAGUUUUCAGCCAAGCCGUUGGCUUCGUGAGAAGGGAGAGGAGAUGAAGAAGCACCAUCCCUUUGCCUCUAUCCCUUUUGGUUUUGGUACCCGUACCUGCCUGGGCAAGAGGGUGGCAGAGCUGGAGAUGUUCAGUGUGAUCUCACGGGUAAUCAAACUCUUCGAAAUCAGGCCAGACCCCUCAGGGAAAGUGGUGAUGGCGAAGACGAGGACUCUGCUUUGUCCUGGAAGCCCCAUCAAUCUGCAGCUCAUCGAUAGAAAGUGCCCAGGUGCCUGAAAGCUUGCUUCAAAUGCUGUACCCUCUUUCACUGGGCCCACUGUCUUUCCCCAGCGUUGAGGACCCAGCCUUGGCCACAUUUGGAGAGGGGGUGUGAUAAAUUCCCACAAGGGGUUUCUCUGCUCAUUCCUGCCCUUUAUGACUUUCUUAGAAUCCUGUCCCAGUGAGAGUGCCCAUUUGGAUAGGUGUAUUUUUGAUAUUGCUUUUCUGAUCUAAGACUUACUUCUAAACUUGUUGCAGCUGGAGGUGCCUCUCUUUCACCUCUGUAGUUUCUGCUUCAGCAAUUAGAGUUUUUAUGGGUUGAGGCAGUUCAAGGUUUGAUGGACUUAUAACAUUCCCUCUCCCUCCCCACUGGCAACGGUUACAUCAAGCGCAGGCAGUAUCCUGUCUUGCUGAAAGAACUGACACAUUUGCUAUAAAAUCACCUUGCUAUUCAUUGCCGUCCUAUCUCAUCUCACCAGGUUUAUUUGCACUCACUUAUGGAAGACCGACACUGCCCCUUUCUCAGUCUGGCAGGGAUCCUUUCGGCUCUAGACAUCACCUAAUCAAGGGCAGCUCUCUGAACGCUUGUGAUUUCAAAUAAACCUGUUGGACUAUAAA
Messenger RNA from Stegostoma tigrinum, 2820 nucleotides. Its product is annotated as sterol 26-hydroxylase, mitochondrial. Gene Ontology annotation, biological process: cellular response to peptide hormone stimulus; cholesterol metabolic process; C21-steroid hormone biosynthetic process. The transcript has 9 exons. The record is from RefSeq and is a predicted model, not a curated record. Bases 673 to 2220 code for a protein of 515 amino acids. Gene Ontology annotation, cellular component: mitochondrial inner membrane. Gene Ontology annotation, molecular function: monooxygenase activity; heme binding; iron ion binding. Lineage: Eukaryota; Metazoa; Chordata; Chondrichthyes; Orectolobiformes; Stegostomatidae.